AGUAAUUGUUUUAUCAUCUACAUUGUUUUUUUAAUCCUAUAACUCAAUUUUUCGUGUCAAAUCAAAUAUGGAGAGUACUAUUUAUAGUAUUACCCAACACAUUCCCUUCACCAAACAAAAGAAAGAAACUCUGUAAUUCCAACUAAGAACAGGGACAUGCUGAAAAUCAAGAAAACACACUCCGCCACCGCCGCCGCCGUGAAAAGAACUUUUCCACCGGCAGAAACCAACGGCAGCCGCGGUUCCGGAGCGGCAGCGCGGGAGCUCCGACCCGGUGGGAUGUUGGUGCAGAAAAGAAGCUGUGAUUGUAAUAAUCAAAGUAGUUCCCCAGGCUUCAAAGAUGGUUCAAAGCCGGCGUUAAUGGAGGAAGCGCCGGGGGUCGAAAGGCCGCAUUUCGAAGCUCGAAAACCGGCUAAAAUGGCGGUUCCGUCAAAGGAAAUCACAGCAAUCAGAGUGGAAAUAGAUAGACUUGCCAAACAGGUGGGAGAUGUUGAAAUGGAGGCUUAUGGUGGGAAGAAAGUGGGAGAAGGAGUUAUAAUGAACAUGAUUGAAUUACUAAUGAACCAGCUGUUGAAAUUAGAUGGCAUUUCUGCUGAGGGUGAUGACGUUAAGGUGCAGAGAAGAAUGCAGGUGAAGAGGGUGCAGAAGUACAUUCAAAAUCUUGAUCUCCUCAGGACUGGACACUCAACCCUUGAGAGCAAUAACAAUAAUACCGUCAAUACUCAUACGACAAUAUUCUUUUGAUACUCAUUUUGGAUGUCAUAUUAAGAAAUUGGAUUAUUUGAA
Messenger RNA from Cuscuta campestris, 786 nucleotides. Lineage: Eukaryota; Viridiplantae; Streptophyta; Magnoliopsida; Solanales; Convolvulaceae. The record is from the annotation of a GenBank genome assembly.